Molecule: messenger RNA, 2556 nt
Organism: Saccostrea cuccullata (small rock oyster)
Lineage: Eukaryota; Metazoa; Mollusca; Bivalvia; Ostreida; Ostreidae
Product: H(+)/Cl(-) exchange transporter 3-like
Exons: 20
Coding region: 118-2427 (769 amino acids)
Biological process (GO): chloride transport; transmembrane transport
Cellular component (GO): synaptic vesicle; early endosome; Golgi apparatus
Molecular function (GO): voltage-gated chloride channel activity
Source: RefSeq, a predicted model, not a curated record
CAACAACCAGAGCGGUAUUAUUCCUGGACAAAUUUCUAACCAGCUUACUUUAGUUUCCUGUUGUAAAAAUGAAAAUGAUACAAGGAAAUUCUUUUCAUAAAAUUCUCUGGUUUAAGGAUGCAAGGUUCUUCUAACUUGUCGGAUUCACUGGAUGAUCUGCCCCAAGAAAUAGGUGAAUAUGACGAUUUCCACACCAUUGAUUGGCUGCGGGACAUUGCUAGAGAUCGCAUGCGGCAUCGGAACAUCAUCAAAAAGAAACACGACGGAAUCUGGGAAAAGAUAAAGAGUGCUCACGAUGCCUGGUCAGGCUGGGUCUUGAACUGUACAUUUAGUUUAAUACUUGUAAUUUAUGCAGGUCUUUGUGCUGGUAUUAUUGACAUCGGUGCCACAUGGAUGUCAGAUCUGAAGGAGGGAAUCUGUGUCGAAGCUUUCUGGUUGGACAGAGAGCAGUGCUGCUGGUCCACUAACCAGAGAGGAGCCGGGGAUUCCUGUCAUCAGUGGAAGACAUGGUUUGAGAUCUUUGGAGGUACUGAAUCGGGAGCUGGGUCCUAUGUCACUACAUAUGUGUUCUAUGUUAUUUGGGCCAUAAUUUUCGGAAUUCUAGCUGCCAUGUUCGUGAAGGUGUUUGCUCCGUAUGCAUGUGGAUCUGGUAUUCCUGAGAUUAAGACAAUAUUGAGUGGAUUCAUCAUUCGGAAUUACCUCGGGGUGUGGACCCUCCUGACAAAGUCUGUGGGUAUGAUGUUGGCAGUGUCAGCAGGACUUAGCUUGGGAAAGGAAGGACCAUAUGUUCAUGUAGCUUGCUGUUGUGGAAAAUUCUUCUCUUAUCUGUUUCCGAAGUAUGGUUCUAAUGAAGCUAAAAGGAGAGAAAUUUUAUCAGCUGCGUCAGCCGCUGGGGUCAGUGUAGCUUUCGGGGCUCCCAUAGGAGGAAUAUUGUUCAGCCUGGAGGAGGUGAGCUACUACUUCCCUCUGAAGACAUUGUGGCGGUCUUUCUUCUGCGCUAUGGCUGCAGCUUUUGUUCUUAGGUCAUUCAAUCCCUUUGGGAGUGACAGUCUAGUCAUGUUUUAUGUGGAGUACAAUAACCCAUGGUAUAUGCCAGAGUUGAUCCCUUUUAUACUCAUCGGUGUAUUGGGGGGUUUGUACGGAACUUUUUUCAUAAAAGCUAAUAUAGCUUGGUGUAGGUACAGAAAAACUUCAAAAUUAGGAAAUUAUCCAAUAGUAGAGAUAUUUGUUGUCACAAUAAUAACAGCACUUCUGAGUUAUCCUAACCAAUACACAAGAAUGAACACUAGCGAGUUGAUCAAAAUAUUGGUAAAACAAUGUGGACCUGAGGACGAUACAGAUCUCUGUGACUACAAGAGAAACUAUAGGUCAUAUAUGCUGAACGAGACAUCCAUCAAAAUCUUGACAUCCAGUACAGAGAUCGGAGAUGGUGUACAUAAGGCUCUAUGGAUGCUGGCCCUAGCCCUCAUUUUUAAAGGAAUUAUCACUAUAUUUACCUUUGGAAUAAAGAUUCCAGCUGGACUGUUCAUUCCUAGUAUGGCCGUCGGUGCUAUCAUGGGCAGAAUGGUUGGGAUAGGUGUGGAACAAAUUGUAGUUGCAAACCAUGACAGUCCAUUCUUUGAAAAUAUGUGCCAAUCAAAACAGUUUUGUAGAAUAAACCCUGGCCUUUAUGCCAUGGUAGGGGCAGCAGCCGCCUUAGGGGGGGUCACUCGGAUGACAGUGUCCCUAGUGGUGAUCAUGUUUGAGUUGACAGGAGGACUUCAGUAUAUUGUCCUUCUCAUGGUUGCUACCAUGACCAGCAAGUGGGUAGGAGAUGCUUUCGGAAAGGAAGGAAUAUAUGAUGCCCACAUACAACUCAAUGGUUACCCCUUCCUUGACAGCAAAGAGGAGUUCACGCUCACAACACAAGCUUCAGAUGUCAUGAGACCAAGUGAAAAUGACGCCCCUUUAAGCGUAAUAACACAAGAUUCAAUGACUGUGACGGAAGUGGAGCAUUUGUUAAGUACCACGUCUCACAAUGGGUUCCCGGUGGUUGUAUCUCAGGAAUCCCAGUAUCUCUUGGGCUUUGUUCUGAGACGGGAUCUCAGCCUAGCGAUAUCUAAUGCUCUGAAGAAGCAAGAUGGCGUUAUGAGUCAUUCAACUGUGUACUUUACAACUCGAGUUCCUGACAAUCCUACAGGUCGAGUUCCUGACAAUCCUACAAGUCCUACUCCACUGAAACUUAGAAAAAUCUUAGAUCUGUCCCCAGUGACAAUUGCAGACCAAACUCCCAUGGAAAUAGUUGUAGAAAUGUUUAGAAAACUUGGACUCAGACAAACUCUGGUUACACACAAAGGGAGUUUACUGGGGAUAAUAACGAAGAAGGAUGUCCUCCGCCAUGUUGCUUCUUCUGAAAAUCAGAAUCCAGAGUCAAUUCACUUUAAUUGAUUUCUUGUAUUCUUGUACAGGUCAUAUCAUUUUCAUUCUAAUGACCUGAUUUUUUUCAUUGUUCAAAGAUCUUUAUUUUCUUGUUUGUUCAUUAAAUGGAAUAAUAAAUAUUUAUAUAUUACGCCUAAA